Cryphonectria parasitica EP155 is the source of this 1491-nucleotide messenger RNA. RefSeq names its product histone deacetylase. Bases 1 to 1491 code for a protein of 496 amino acids. Gene Ontology annotation, molecular function: histone deacetylase activity. The record is from RefSeq and is a predicted model, not a curated record. The transcript has a single exon. NCBI's taxonomy places the organism in Eukaryota, Fungi, Ascomycota, Sordariomycetes, Diaporthales, Cryphonectriaceae.
AUGGAGAACCCUUACGCCUGGCGCCCGCCAAAAUCAAACUACCUACCACACAAGAAGCCUGAAGAUCAUGAUGAGCAGGUAGUGGAGGAGUAUGUGCCCCUAGGGGGCCCAAGCGAGUUGGACAAUGCUGCCUACUUCAACAAGUGCAGGCGUGCUGCACUCAACUACAACAUAACUAGACCAAAAAGUCACACUGUUUCCUUUCACGUCAACCCUGAGAUGGAGAAAUACCACUUUGGUCUCACGCAUCCAAUGAAGCCCUGGCGCCUGACCCUGGCCAAGAGUCUCAUCAUGUCCUAUGGCAUGAACUUUGCCAUGGACAACUACAUUGCCAGGGCAGCCACAUAUGAAGAGCUCAACUCGUUCCACUCCUCUGACUAUCUCGACUUCCUGGCCACCGUCGCACCAGAACCAAUACCCCGGGAUAUAGAGAACCCUGGCACCGAGUUGAAGUUCAACCUGGGGGGGUCUGACUGCCCGCUCUUUGAGGGGCUGUAUGACUACUGCUCCAUGUCAGCAGGCAGCUCAUUAGAUGCCGCGCGGAAGAUAUGCUCGGGGCAGUCGGACAUCGCCAUCGCCUGGGGUGGCGGCCUCCACCAUGCCAAGAAGACGGAGGCAUCAGGCUUCUGCUAUAUCAACGAUAUUGUCGUUGCCAUAUUACAGCUCCUGCGUUGCUACCCAAGGGUUCUCUACAUCGAUAUCGACGUCCACCACGGCGACGGUGUCGAGGAGGCGUUCUUGUCCACGGACCGCGUCAUGACCGUGUCCUUCCACAAGUACGACCCGCAGAACUUCUUCCCUGGCACCGGCGCUCUCACCGACAACGGGCCCCAGAGUGAACAGAACCCUGGUGCGCACCAUGCGCUCAACGUGCCCUUGCAAGAUGGCAUCACAGACGAGCAGUACGGCAUGCUCUUCAGAACCGUUAUCGGCGAGGUGAUCCAGAAGUUUCGACCCUCUGCGAUCGCCCUCCAGUGUGGUGCAGACUCUCUCGCUGGUGACCGGCUGGGCAAGUUUAAUCUGCAGGUCCAGGGCCACGGACAGUGCGUGGAGUUCUGCAAGGCACAGAAUAUUCCCAUGAUCUUGUUCGGCGGCGGUGGCUACACGCCCCGCAAUGUUGCCCGCGCGUGGACACAUGAGACAUCCAUCGCCAUCGACGCCGCCGACAAGAUCGACGCCACCCUUCCGAUGCAUGCGCCCUGGCGUGAUCAUUUCAGGCAGGACACGUUGUUCCCGACCCUGGAGCAGAUCCUCGAGGCGCCCAAGCCGAACAGAAACACACCGAAGCGCAUCGAGGAGAUCCGGAUGCACAUAAGCGAGCAGCUGCGAUUCGUCAAUGCCGCUCCGAGCGUGCAGAUGAGCACAAUACCGCCUGAUCUGGGUGGGAUUCGGGAUGAGGUCGAGGCGAGGAUCAAGGAGGAGAGGGACGAGAGGGAUGAUGCCCUGCGCAAGUUACACGAGGAGGCUGUCGGAAUGCCUAUGGAGUUCUGA